Chanos chanos (milkfish) is the source of this 1644-nucleotide messenger RNA. It is a transcript of the gene serbp1b, whose product is annotated as SERPINE1 mRNA binding protein 1b. Lineage: Eukaryota; Metazoa; Chordata; Actinopteri; Gonorynchiformes; Chanidae. The record is from RefSeq and is a predicted model, not a curated record. The transcript has 9 exons. Gene Ontology annotation, molecular function: mRNA 3'-UTR binding. Gene Ontology annotation, cellular component: nucleus; cytoplasm. The coding region runs from base 72 to 1292 and encodes 406 amino acids.
GCAGGCAACAGCGAGUUGGUCGCUCCAAGCCCCGUAGAAUCGGAGGAAAAUCCCGCUGUAGGGGCGCCAUCAUGCCCGGACACCUGCAAGAAGGCUUUGGUUGCGUUGUAACCAAUCGGUUCGACCAAUUAUUGGAUGAUGAGUCGGACCCUUUCGAGAUUUUAAAGGCUGCGGAGAACAAGAAGAAAGAGGCGGCCGCUUCGAGUGCAUCGAAGACCGCCGCUCAAGCAGCCAAACAACCGAAGAAAGAAUCUCAGAAGGAGAGAAAGAACCCUCUGCUCGAUAAGAAAGAAGAUGCGCAGCCUCCAGUGCCUCUCAAGAAAGAAGGCAUUAGGAGGGUGGGCCGCAGGCAAGAGCAAGACGGAAGGUCUGGCCCCCAGCAUCAGGCUGGUCAAGGUGACAGUCGCCAGGGCGACAGGAGACCGGACAGACGGCCUCCCCGGGAACGCCGCUUUGACAAGCCAUCUGAGGACAAAUCGGAGAGUGGCGAGUUCAUCCCUGAGAAGCCGGCUGGGGACAGACCGCCGAGGGGGCGCGGUGGUGGCAGGGGAGGCAGAGGUGGGAGGGGCAGAGGCAUGGGAAGGGGAGAUGGCUUCGACUCCCGCGGGAAACGCGACUUUGACCGUCACAGCGGCAGCGAUAAAUCUGGCCAGAAAUCUGAUGACAAACGUGGUGGAGCUGGGUCACACAACUGGGGCAACGCUAAGGAUGAGGCAAGUGAGAACGAUCAGUCUGCUGCACCAGAGGUACCCCCAGCAGGAGAGGAAAACGCCCCGGCUGACUCUGAAAACAAGGAGAAUGAGGUAGAGGAGGUGAAGGAUGAAGGCCCAAAGGAAAUGACCCUGGACGAGUGGAAAGCCAUGCAGGACAAGGAACGCUCCAAGGUAGAGUUCAACAUCCGCAAACCCAACGAGGGGAACGAUGGCCAGUGGAAGAAGGGUUAUGUGCUACACAAGUCUAAGAGCGAGGAUGUCGGCACGAGACACGUUGGCGCCCUGAUUGACUCAGGAGAGGCAGAUGGUGACUCAGGCCAUAUGUACCACAAGGGUGCUGAGGAAGGAGUUGUGGAGCACCACUUCCGCAAGCCAGCAAACGACAUCACUUCCCAGCUGGAGAUCAACUUCGGAGACCUGGGCCGCCCAGGGCGUGGACGCGGGGGCUCUCGUGGAGGCAGGGGGGGUCGCGGCGGGGGAGGCAGCCGGGCAGGCCGCGGGGGCGGCAGGUCCGAAAAGUCGAGUGGCGUGUCCGUGCCCAACGUGGACGAUCCUGAGGCUUUCCCAGCUCUGGCCUAAAACCACAGCGUCGCCGUCCUUCACCCAUCCUCUGGCCCCUAAGAGCCUCCUCCCCCCUGCUCCUCCUGUUCCUCCUCUACCAGUCCUGCAUGCUUAUGGAUCCAUCAAUUAUAUAAAGCAACUAAGGAAAAAAAGAAAAAAAAAAUUAAAGAAGAAAGAGACUGUCAUCCAUACCAUACUUUCCAGGACUGAUCACACCUGUAUUAUAUAAUGGGAAGAAAAAGAAAAGAAAACACAGAGAAAAAAAAGACAAGGCGAAAGGACUUCUCUUGAGACACUGAAGCAGAUUGACACAGGUUUUUUUGUAUGUCCAGAUGUCGAUAGCAGGGAUGUUUCAUACCUUUUUUUGUUC